Molecule: messenger RNA, 3163 nt
Organism: Monopterus albus (swamp eel)
Lineage: Eukaryota; Metazoa; Chordata; Actinopteri; Synbranchiformes; Synbranchidae
Gene: ddx21
Product: DEAD (Asp-Glu-Ala-Asp) box helicase 21
Molecular function (GO): RNA helicase activity; RNA binding; ATP binding
Source: RefSeq, a predicted model, not a curated record
ACGUUUCCGCGCGCGCCGUUCUCCGCGUGUCCGUAGGUUUUCCUGUGUUUCUAUGCUGAGGGUUUCCAUCGGGGGAGUGAAAUGCCAUCAAAAAUCUUCUUUGAAAACACAGAUCAUAUCAUGGAGGGAGAUGUGGACACUGUCGCUGAAGCUGAACCCCUAAAGAAAAAGCCCAAGGAGGGCAAGAAGCAGCAGCAGAAGAAGAAGAAGCAGCUGGAAGACCAGGAGGAGAAGGAGGACUGUGAACCUCCAGCACCAAAGAAGAAAAAGAAAAAAGACCAGCUGGCAGCGGACCAAGUGAAUGGCCAAAUAGAUGAAGCCGCAGACAUGAAUGGCAACAGUAAUGAUGUUGAAACACCAAAGAAAAAGAUUAAGAAGAACACUGAAGGAGACACAGAGAAAAAAAAGAAGAAGCAAAAGAAAGUAAUCGCAGAGGCAGCAACCAAUGGACUUUCCACCCCAAACACCCCUGUUCAGACACCGUCCCAGUCAAGUGAGGACUCGGCCACUGACAAUGAAAAAGAAACGGAUGAGACGCCAGAGCAGAGGGAAGGGGCCUUCUCGAACUUCGGGAUCUCCCAGGUCACCAUCAGUAAACUCGAAGCUCGGGGAGUCACCUACCUGUUUGAUAUUCAGGUGAAGACAUUUAAUCAUGUAUAUGACGGAGAGGAUGUAAUUGCACAAGCCCGAACAGGAACAGGAAAGACUUUUUCCUUUGCCAUCCCUUUGGUGGAGAAGCUCCAGAAGGACUCAGUGGAGAUGACCAGAGGCCGGGCUCCUCAGGUCCUGGUGUUAACUCCAACCAGAGAGUUGGCUAUCCAGGUCGCUAAGGACUUCAAAGACAUCUCCAAAAGACUGGCUAUUGCCUGCUUCUAUGGAGGCAGCUCAUACAACCCCCAGAUCAAUGCCAUUCGUAAUGGUAUUGACAUUCUGGUUGGAACCCCUGGUCGCAUCAAAGACCACAUCCAAAACUCGACCUCUAAACUCGACCUCUCCAAAGUGAAAUAUGUUGUUGUGGAUGAAGUAGACCAAAUGCUGGACAUGGGUUUUGCAGAACAGGUUGAAGAAAUUUUGGCUUCAUCAUAUAAGAAAGACAGUGACUCCAAACCCCAGACUCUGCUGUUUUCAGCCACCUGCCCCCCUUGGGUCUAUGAGGUGGCCAAGAAAUACAUGAAACCAGGCUGCAAACAUGUUGACCUGAUUGGCAAGAAAACACAGAAAACUGCAACUACUGUUGAGCAUCUGGCCAUCGCGUGCCACUGGUCACAGCGUGCAGCCGUGAUAGGUGAUGUGAUCCAGGUUUACAGCGGCAGCCAUGGCCGAACCAUCGUAUUCUGUGAGACAAAGAAAGAGGCCAACAAACUCUCCAUGAAUGCAUCCAUUAAGCAGAGUGCCCAGUCCCUUCAUGGUGACAUUCCACAGAAACGGAGAGAGCUGACGCUGAAGGGCUUCAGGAAUGGGGCCUUUGAGGUUCUGGUUGCCACCAAUGUAGCAGCCCGUGGGUUAGACAUUCCCGAAGUUGACCUGGUGGUGCAGUGUUCUCCACCCAAGGAUGUGGAGUCGUACAUCCAUCGUUCGGGGCGAACGGGACGAGCAGGCAGGACUGGAGUCUGCAUCUGUUUCUACCAGAGGAAAGAAGAGGACCAGCUGCGUUAUGUAGAAAAUAAAGCAGGUAUUACAUUCAGACGAGUUGGCGUUCCCACUGCCAAUGAAAUCAUCAAGUCAUCAAGCAAAGAUGCUGUCAGGUUUCUGGACUCUGUUCCAGUCACAGCUAUUGGGUACUUCAGAGCGUCAGCUGAGAAGCUGAUCGAGGAGAGGGGAGCUGUUGACGCACUAGCUGCUGCCCUUGCCCAUAUUUCAGGAGCCACAAGUUUAGAGCAGAGGUCAUUGCUCAACUCUGAUGCUGGUUACACCACCAUGCAGUUGGUGUGUUCUCAGGAGAUGCAUAAUCUGGGUUAUGCCUGGAGGACCAUCAAAGAACAUCUUGGAGAACAGAUCGAGAACCACAUUCACAGGAUGACCUUCCUCAAAGACAGAACAGGAGUUUGUUUUGAUGUCCCAGCUGACAAAGUCAAGGAGAUUCAGGAGAACUGGAAGGACGGCCGCCGCUGGCAGCUGACUGUUGCCACAGAGCUCCCAGAGCUGGAGGAGAAACAGCUCAGUAACCGUGGUGACAGAGGCUUUGGCAGUGGUAACCGUAGUGACAGAGGAGGAGGGUUCAGAGGUGGAAGGGGACGGAAUUUUGGGGGAAACCGUGGCCAUGGUAACGGGUUCCGGAACAGCAGUGGUGGCCAUAGCAACAACAGAGGAGGACACAAACGCAGCUUCAGCCAAGCUUUUGAUUACUGAAGUGCAGACCUGUGAACUGAUAGGACAGACUGCCACUCAUGGGCUAGCAGUAGUCUUUACUGGGUGUCGGUGAGAGGGCUCGAUGGAUGACUGGUGGAAACCUCCAUCACGAUACAAGCUGUCAAGUGUUUAUAAGUUUGAUACACACAUUAAUUACAGAUUUAUUAAUAUAAAGUAAACAAAACGAGUUAUCUGAUAAAAUGUUUUAUUUCCUAGUAGCCAUUUCUGAGGGGUAGAACAUCACACUUUCCGUGUACAGAAGAUUGUCACAGUACCACCGGCAGCCAUUUUGUAAUGCCGAUAUGUGCUGCUUUUAGGUGACGCAGAUCGUGAAAUGAUGUUCUGAACAGCUGAAAUUUUGCUACAUAUAUUUCUUACAUAAUUUGUCAUGUCUUAAAUGGCAUCAAACAGGCUAUUCAACCUAUUGUAAACAUUUGCAUUAUGUGAUGGAAGUUUGAACACAUCAUCCAUUGAGUUUCAGGUAAAGUGUUGCUUUUUACAUACUGGGCAUUUGGGGAACAAUGGCAGCGGACCGACUUGAGCAUAUGUCCAGAAUAGAAGGCCAGCUUGUAAACAUGCAGAUUGUCGCAUGACUAGACAACUCUGAGUGUGCAUUGUACCGUUUGUGCUCUGCACCCACAGAAAAAAGUGAUGACAUGGGUGUUGAUCUUUACACAUGCUCGGUGUCAGAUUGCUGCCUCACCAUCAGCUGAAACCUCCCUCCCCAAACAUAUAUUGGAUGAUUGCUUUGCAAUUGCCUCUGUUUAAUGUGGUUCCAUUCAUUUGAAUGAGUCAUUAAAAAAGGUCAACUCUG